Megalopta genalis is the source of this 1052-nucleotide messenger RNA. NCBI's taxonomy places the organism in Eukaryota, Metazoa, Arthropoda, Insecta, Hymenoptera, Halictidae. The record is from RefSeq and is a predicted model, not a curated record.
UAGAUCUGGCAUCUCAGCUGUCAAAUCUUUGUCAGAUAUACCUUUGGGCCUGGUUUGAGCCAAUUCAAUGAUUCUGAAAUUUUAAACGAUCUAAUAAAAUUGCCGCAUAAAUUUGAAUCUUCUAAUCUUCAUCAAACGAAUAUGAUUAUUACGUCAUUCUUUAUAUGAUUUAUUCCGUGAUAAACAAUGGUGUACAUAACCUAUUUGUCACGUACAUAAAUACUAAGGCAACAUUUCAUAAAAGAAAAGGGGAAGAUUUACUUCUGUUCAAUCGCCUCCAUCGAAUCAACAUCUGCAACAUUUCCAUCUUGUUCCUUCGAAGUGCUUGCUUCUGAUUCCAUUGAAUUUGACUAAUCUACACGAUUAUCUCAUUACAUGUACUUCUUAUGGUUUAUAGGUUAAGUCAUCGUAUGAUUUAGUUAUUUACAAAUCAGUACAUAUUUUCACGCGAUUCAUGCAAGCAACGAAAUUUUCAACUAUUAUGGACGAGUUUUCAAAUACGCCAGAAACUGAAGAAUCUUUAGACAUCGCUGCUAAAGAUUGGGAUAGAGUUAUAAAUGCGGCUAAAAAGAUUGGCUACAAGGAAGGUCUUGAAAAUGGGUCAGACGCUGUUUUUCAAGAAGGUUUUGAUAAGGGAUACGAAGAAGGUUUCAAAAGUGCUUUCAAUUUAGGGAAAUUUAAAAGUUUAUUAAACGCUGUAACACAAGAUAUCAAGUAUCCUCAAGAUGUAAAGGAGAUUCUUGAUAAAACUAGAAGAGGAGCGUGUCAUAUCUGUUUAAUGGAAUCUCAAAAUCCAAAUUAUGAAACAGAAAAAUUAUUUUCACAAGUGAUCGACGAACAAAGAGAACAUUCUACAAAAAUAAUGCAAAGAUUGUGUCAAUAUUUUCAUUUAAAUGUGAAAGAUUUGAAUAUUAAUGAAUCAACUAUAUUGGAAGGACAAAACUGUGUUUCAAAUCUAACUGAAAGUAAUUAAUUCAAUGAUAUAAAUUAGUAUUUCAUAUGUUUUUAUUAGUAUUUGUAACAUUUUAUGAUUAAAUUGUAAGUAAAGAAUA